AUGAAUGGAGGAUCUCGACCUGUUGCACUUCGAACUUCUGAUGGUUUCGAAAAAUUUGAUUUAGAUGACCCGGAAGAUGAUCCGUGGGCCGAAGAAUUGGGCUGGUUCCCCUCGGAAUAUGAGUUGGAGAAGGAUAUAACCAAUUCGGAACCGUUGAGGCUCUUGCUUAUCGAGUUGAGAAGAUCUGAAAGCAAAGAACUUAUUAUAUUGUAG
Messenger RNA from Bursaphelenchus xylophilus (pine wood nematode), 213 nucleotides. The record is from the annotation of a GenBank genome assembly. Lineage: Eukaryota; Metazoa; Nematoda; Chromadorea; Rhabditida; Aphelenchoididae.